This is a messenger RNA of Bombina bombina (fire-bellied toad), 6655 nucleotides long. RefSeq names its product cell migration inducing hyaluronidase 1 (gene CEMIP). The record is from RefSeq and is a predicted model, not a curated record. The transcript is spliced from 29 exons. The coding region runs from base 668 to 4714 and encodes 1348 amino acids. NCBI's taxonomy places the organism in Eukaryota, Metazoa, Chordata, Amphibia, Anura, Bombinatoridae.
GUUUUAUGGCUUUUGCAUUCCCCAUUCAAAUAUUACCUGUCUAGUUUUCAGCACACUAAUCUUUAGGUUCAGACUAAAUGUUUGUUGUACAAGAAACAUUUUUGCUUGGGAUUAUCUCACACUGGGCUGUUUUGUACAUGUUCAUGCAGAAUUUGCCAAAUCUAAUAACAACUCAGCAUUACAUGUGUUUGAUAUCAUGUUUCAUCCUGUGGUUGAUCUACAUAUUUGAGGUAUUUACUCACCAUGACAGAAAUGAACAAAGUGUGGUACUCCUGGGCUCUCUGGAAUGGCAAUUGUGGCAGCUCAAAUACCAAAAAAUCACCUCCAGAGCCAUGCAGAGGGUAAGGGAGGGCAUGGAAGGAGUUCCUUAAAAUAAUAGGCUGUGAUACUAAUUACAGAGAAAGAUAGCUGUCUGUAAAAUGACAUAGCUUGCUGCUAUAAUACUAUGAUUAACCCUGAGCUAAGCUGCUUGAUACUGCGAGGUAAGCACUAGUCAUGGGAUAAGCACCAGUAAGAACAGUGGAAGCUGAUGUGCACAUUUGGAUCACUACUUCACUGAAUGCUCUAAGCUUAGCAGCCUGAGUGUAUCACCCAUGUAAGGCAGAACUGCGCAGACUUUGGGAGUUCAUAGUCUACAUUAGUGUAACUAAGUAGGACCUUGGGCAGCAUGGAGCUGGCUCUGUGCCUGAUGCUGUGUGCAGUGUUUGUCACACCUGGGUUUGCAGGGGUCUGUCCUGAUGAAGAUCCUGAGCUACUAACCUGGAAUCCUUAUCAUAAUGAAGAAAAUCAUGUGACUAUUGAUGGGCAUAUGAAGAAGGUCCUCACAUCGUCUGCAACUGUACACUCAAUCCAUAUCACUGAAGGGGGAAAACUUUUCAUUAAAGCAAGUAAGAUGCCCAUCAUAAUCCGCACCAGAUACAUACUUAUUGAUAAUGGAGGGGAGCUCCAUAUUGGGAGUGAGAAAUGUCCCUUUCAAGGUCAUCUUACCAUUAUCCUUAAUGGAAGGUCAGAUGAUGCAGAGCCAGCCCAUGAUUACUUUGGCCACAAAUACAUUGGGGUCGGAAGAGGAGGAACACUUGAAAUUCAUGGAGAAAAAAAGAUGUCCUGGACAUUUCUAGAUAAAACACUGCAUCCUGGUGGUCUGAGUGAGGGAGGAUACUACUUUGAAAAGAGUUGGGGUCAUCGAGGAAUAAUUGUUCAUGCAGUUGACCCCAAGACAGGAGAAGUGACUCACUCAGACAGGUUUGACACCUAUAAAUCUAAGGAUGAAAGUUCACGUUUGGCUCACUAUCUUGGAGCUGUAGCAGAAGGGACCAUCCUGACACUUGCUGUAAAUGAUGAGGGAUCUCGAUACUUAGAUGAUUCUGCAAAGAAAGCAAUGACUGAAUUGGGCAGCAGACAUUUCCUUCGUCUUGGAUUCAGACAUCCCUGGAGUUUUAUCACAGUGAAAGGAGACCCAUCUUCCUCUGUAGAAGACUAUGUGGAAUACCAAGGAAGCAGAGGGUCCGCGGUGGCUAAAGUACACAAACUGUUUCAAGCUGAAAACGGUGAACACUUUAACGUUUCUUCAUGCAGUGAGUGGGUUCAGGAUGUGGAGUGGACAGAGUGGUUUGACAAGUAUGAAAAUACUAGGUACAGAGACUGGGAGAAGCUAUCUGAACUGAGAGCUGCUAACCCUGGCAAAAUCUGCACAAAUCCCAUUGACAUCCAGGUAACUACACGCAAUGGAACUAGCAUACCAACAUAUGUUGUCUACAAAGGAGGAUAUGAUUAUAGGUUUGAGUGUCGGCAGAAUGACCAGACACACGGGCAAUGCCCAGACUACAGAGUCCGCUUCCUUUGUGGAAAACCUGUGAAACCCAGGCUGACCAUGAAGGUAGACACUAAUGUUAACAGUACAAUCCUCCAACUUGCCGAUAACGCUCUGACUUGGCGAACGGGAGAUGUUAUUGUUGUGUCCAGUACAGAUUACUCCAUGUUCCAAGCAGAGGAAUUCAAGCUACUGCCAUGCAGAUCCUGUAAACCAAAUCAAGUCAAAGUAGAAGGUACAGCAAAUUAUCUGCAUAUCGGGGAGGAAAUGGAUGGUGUUGACAUGAGAGCAGAAGUGGGUCUACUUAGCAGAAAUAUUGUCAUUCAGGGAGAGAUGGAGAAUAAAUGUUACAACAACACUUUGUGUAAAUAUUUUGAAUUUGACACGUUUGGAGGCCAUGUCAAGGUUGGUUUUGGCUUCAAGGCAGUUCAUAUUGAGGGGGCUGAGCUGAAGCACAUGGGACAGCAGAUAAUGGGACAUUACCCAAUACACUUCCAUACAGCGGGAGAUGUUGACGAAAAGGGAGGGUAUUUCCCACCCACCUACGUAAAGGAUGUCUCUAUUCAUCAUUCCUUCUCUCGAUGCAUUACUGUCCAUGGUUCUAAUGGAUUACUGGUGAAGGAUGUGGUGGGUUAUGACACUCUGGGACACUGUUUCUUCACUGAGGAUGGGCCUGAGGAACGGAAUACUUUUGAUCACUGCCUGGGACUUCUCACUAAAUCUGGAACUCUACUGCCAUCUGACCGAGAUAACAGAAUGUGCAAAACCAUUACUGAAGGUGCCUUUCCUGGAUAUGUUGCCAAACCGAGGCAGGACUGCAAUGCUGUCUCCACUUUCUGGAUGGCCAAUCCUAACAACAAUCUCAUUAACUGCUCAGCGGCUGGAUCAGAAGAAACAGGUUUCUGGUUUGUGUUCCACCAUGUGCCCACAGGACCAUCUAAAGGGCUCUAUCCUCCAGGGCAUUCUGAGCUCACACCCCUAGGGAAAUUCCAGAACAAUCGAGCUCAUUCAAACUACAGGGCUGGCAUGAUCAUAGACAACGGAGUUAAAACAACUGAGGCAAAUGAUAAGGAUAAGAGACCAAUCCUGACCCUAAUUGGAGCAAGAUAUGGCCCACAUCAAGAUGCAGAUCCUUCCAAGCCAAGAGUACCUGCAAUAAUUCAACAUUUUAUUGCCUACAAGAACCAAGAUCAUGGAGCCUGGCUGCGUGGAGGAGAUGUUUGGCUGGAUAAUUGCCAAUUUGCUGAUAAUGGAAUAGGCUUGACUCUUGCCAGUGGAGGGACUUUUCCAGAUGAUGAUGGUUCGAAGCAAGAAAUUAAGAACAGCAUUUUUGUUGGCGAGAGUAAUAAUGUGGGGACAGAAACAUUUGACAACUCGGUUUGGGGACCUGGAGGACUUGACCACAGUGGGAGAACUCUCCCAAGAGGCCAAAACUUUCCAAUUCGUGGCAUUCAAAUCUACGAUGGACCAAUAAACAUUGAAAACUGUACAUUUCGCAAAUAUGUUGCACUGGAAGGUCGGCACACCAGUGCAAUUGGAUUCCGUUUAAACAAUUCUUGGCAGAGCUGUCCAAAUAACAAUAUGACCCACAUCAUAUUCCAAGAUGUACCUAUAUCUUCGAGGGUUUUCUUUGGUGAGCCUGGUCCAUGGUUUAAUCAGUUAAACAUGGAUGGGGACAAGACAACAGUGUUCCAUGAUGUGGAUGGAUCAGUGUCAGAAUAUCCAGGAGCAUUUUUGGUAAAAGAAGAUAACUGGUUGCUUAGACAUCCGGAUUGCAUCGAUGUGCCAGACUGGAAGGGAGCUGUCUGCAGUGGGAACUAUGCACAGCUCUACAUUCAGGCACGAAGACCAGCUGAUGCAGAGAUGAGGAUCAUUAAAGAUGAGUAUCCAGAUCACCCUUUGCACCUAGAGGGAGCGUUGGGUAAAAGCAAUCACUACCAGCAAUAUCAGCCUGUGGUCACCCUGCAAAAAGGCUACACUGUGCAUUGGGACAAAACUGCUCCAGAGGAGCUGACAAUAUGGCUGAUUAACUUUCAAAGGAAUGACUGGAUUCAAAUAGGAUUUUGCUAUCCUAAAGGGACAACAUUUUCCAUCCUCUCAGAUAUCCACAAUCGUCUCACAAAACAAACACACAAAACAGGAACCUUCAUAAGAACAUACCAGAUGGAUAAACUGCAUCAGACUUACCCCGGUCGGGGUUACUAUUACUGGGAUGAGGACUCAGGAUUGCUCUUCUUGACACUAAAAGGUCUUAAUGAAAAAGAGAAAUAUGCAUUCUGUUCUGUAAAAGGCUGUGAGAGGAUAAAAAUUAAGGCUCUAAUACCAAAAGGCUCUGGUAUCAGUGAUUGCCAAGCUUCAGCGUACCCCAAAUAUGCUCAGACUCCAAUGGUGGAUGUUCCACUACCAAAGAAGCUGCAUAACAAUUUGAAUAAAACAAGGGAUCAUUUCCUGGAGCUGAAAGUGGAAACCUACAACACCAGACUCUUUCACCUGAAGGAUGACUUUGCAUACAUUGAGGUGGACAAUAGAAAGUUUUUCAUACAAGAUGAUGGAAUACAAAUAGUUGUUAUAGACGGUGUACACGGGAAAGUAGUAGACAGAGCAAUCUUCAAAACCACCAUUCUCCAAGGAAUCCCAGCUCAGCUUGAAAAAUAUGUAGCCAACAUCAAAGACAACUGCAUCAUGGUUAUUGUUUCCAAGGGAAGACUGUAUAAUAAAGGACCCUGGAUUAAAGUGCUGGGAAAGCUUGGAGCCACCACAGAUGUAAAGCUAAAAGAAAAAAUGGCUUUUGUUGGCUACAAGGGUAAAUUUCAACCCAUAUGGACUAAGAUGGUUACAGACAAUGAAGCAGCAAAGAUUUAUCAAGCAAUCCCAGUGCCUGUUGAGAAGAAAAUGAGAUUAUGAGGAUAAAAGCUGGUCUUAAUUCUGCUAUCACUGCCACAAACAGCGAGGAAAGAUCUUGUCUGUCAAAACGCACAACCUUUCCUUCCAGAGACACUGCCAUAGGCUGUGCGUACUCUUUACAGACUGUAUUGUAGGUACAAUGCCAGUAAGCUUCUUAUACACAUGAUGCCAGCCUGCAAUGUACUCACUGCUGCCCAGUGUGAAUGGAAAACACUCCUGGCACAUAGAAAAGGAUUCACUGAGUAAAAAUACAUUUCAUUGGGUGUCUUUCCCAGAUAAUGUGUAACCCUCUUUAGACCUAUUUGGUAACAAAAGUUUACUCAUGGCACAUUACUUAUCAUUGCGAUCAUUAGUAGUUUUUGUGUGAGGCCUACAGAAUCUUGAAAUUAUUUGCAACAAACUAGCUUGUAAAACUGUUUGACCCGUUUUAUCAUCAUAGAAUGCCUUGCUAUUUAGUGUAUGCCAUGAUAUUGCAGUAAGUGAAACAAACUUCCUAUAAUUCCAUAGGUUUCUGAGAUAACUAGGUAUUGGAGUCUUAUGUCUGUAAAUUAUUUCUUAUAUAAUAAGAAGAGUAAAUAUAUUAAUGGAUGCACCAUGAAGUACACCUUUAGAUGUACAUUUUUUUCUGUCCCAUAGUUAGUAAAUUUAUUUAAAAAAUUCUGCAUCAUAUGAAAUAUAAGGGAGUACUUUUGUUUUUGAGUGUAGUAUUUAUUGUUGGAUUAGAUAACAAUUUCUCUUUGAUUUUGCAACUGGAAACUUUUGCUAAUUGACCAUCCCUAAGGGUAAUAUAUAACCUGAUCAAAAUGUUUAUUUCACAAACAAAUUCCAAAUGAUUCUAUCAGUAAUUGCUUUCACCAUAUGAACAUUCGUUUUUAAGUCUAGUUGCCAGAUUUUGUAAAAUAUAAAACUGAGGAGUAAUUUUUAAACCCUUUAGCCAUUUUUGAGUUUUAUAUUUUUUUUAUAAGUAACAAUUGGUGCUUGCUUUAAUAUGAUGAUGCUAAAUGACUUUUGCCCCUGUUAUAAUGGGCAAUUACAAAUCAAUAAUGUUUACUGCAUCCUCUAUUUAGGCUAUAUGAUUUCAUGCCAAAACUUGCAAUUUACACUCAAAGCAGCGUAGCAUUCUGUGCUAUAUUAAUUUCUAUUAAUCAUAGUGCAAAUGUAAGUGUCAUUGAGUUUGGCAAGAAAUAUCAAACUCAUACAUUCCCAUUGUUAAAUGUAGUUUUAACUGGCACACUGUAAACAUCUGUAACGUCCAAAAUUGUGAGUUAGCUCUAGUCACAGUAUAAUAUUGUAAUGUACUGGAUGUUCCUAAUGGCUCAUGCACAAAUAGAAUAAUGUCAUUUCAUCCCAUACACAGUGAGAUACAAGGGCAAAUAAUAUUCUUUACUCAGUGUAUUGUUGCUUUGCACUAUAAGGUGAUUCUUCAUCCUAAUUUAACAUGAACUCACCUCUAGGGCUCUCUAGAGUAUUUAGUCUUAGAAAAUGUUGACGUGAACACAGAAUUUGCCUGAACAAGCUUUGAUAAUGGAAGAUGCAGACAAACUGCUGUGCACAAGGAUAAAUGAACACAACGUGGUAUUUUCUGGUAUAUAAUAUGAGUGUUCUAGAAUAAAGUCCUUGCUUGUUUGUUUUUCCUGUCACCGAAAUUGCUGGACCUUUUUCGGAAAUAGGUGUGUAAGUACUGUAAUGUGUUUUGUAUGUAAGCAAUAUUUCUUAUAGACUUCACUUGGGGGGGAAAAAGAUAUAUUUUGUAUUUAUUUAUGAAUCAGAAUAUCAGGGAAUGAUCUAGAUAUGUCAUUAUCCUGAAGAUGUAAAGGAUUUGAAAUCAGUGAUUUUCAAAUAUACAGAGACUGUUUGAUUUCCAGUGUCUAAACUGUUGUUAGAUUGUUGUUAGCAAUCAUUGUCUGUUUGAAAUAUCAAAAUAAAUAUAUAAAAAAGAAA